Molecule: messenger RNA, 540 nt
Organism: Talaromyces stipitatus ATCC 10500
Lineage: Eukaryota; Fungi; Ascomycota; Eurotiomycetes; Eurotiales; Trichocomaceae
Product: heat-stable 19 kDa antigen precursor, putative
Exons: 2
Coding region: 1-540 (179 amino acids)
Source: RefSeq, a predicted model, not a curated record
AUGAAGAAAUUUGCUGUUGUUGUAGCUGCACUCCUGGCAUUCACUGCCAAUGCAGCUCCUGUCGAUACACCGGAAAGUGUUGCAUCCACAACACCUGCUCAAUCAACACCCACUGCAGCGCCCUUGGCUGCAACUCAAGUAACUGUGCUUUACGACACAACAUACGACAACUCCUCAUUCCCUAUCAGCAGUGUGGCAUGUUCCGACGGCCCCAAUGGCCUCGAGGGUAAAGGCUACAACACAUUGGGCCAAGUACCAAAUUUCCCUUACGUCGGAGCAGCUCUUACUAUCACGGGUUGGGGAAGCCCUAAUUGCGGAGCCUGCUACAACAUUACCUACAACGGUGUCUCCCUGUAUGUUAUGGGUGUUGAUGCCUCAACCAAUGGAUUUGUCGUGAGUCAGGCGACAUUGGAUCGAUUGACUGGCGGUCAGGCUGUAUCUUUGGGCCACAUCUCUUCAUUGCGUUACUUGAUGAAUCUUAAUGGUUGCCCACACAGAGGCAAAGGAUCAAGAAAAUUGUUCGAAGCUGGUCAUGUGUGA